AUGGUUCUCAGUAUAUUUGGAAAGAAGCACCUGCCAGAUAUCACAAAUCAGCAUUAUGGCUCAUUUAGAGAAUAUGACCCAAAAGAGGUGAGUUGUGCAACACUAUUACCGUCACCAUCAUUUCCAGCACCAUCAUCGCAACAACAACAACAACAACAAAAGCAACAGCAAAUAAAGACAGAACGUAAACCUCGACAAACACCGACGUCGACUCUGAUGCCCAAAAAUGCAACUAACAACUCAUAUCACCAACAAAUAAAUGACACGAGUAAAGGAACAACUUACAUUUCUCCGAGGAUAGCUUUGCCCGGCACGGCUCAUAUUCUGAGUGGUUCUGUAACACCUCAAGAAGUUCAUACCCCGCCAAAUCAUUCUCCAGUGUUGCAUAUCGUACCACCAAAAAAGAGACAAGCCACUCCGAAGGAGUCAGAUGACUUUAAAAAAAACAAUUCCCUGGAGGAAGUAGUGGUAUCACAACAUCAGCAGCAGCAGCAACAAAGAGCCAGGAGAAUCAAGGGAGGAAAGCAAAGAACAAGAAAUGUUCCAAGAAAAGGUUUGAAAGCCAAUAGAAAAAGUAAUCCAGGAUCGAAAGAAUCCUUAGAUGGAAAAUUACCAACUAAACAAAAGAAUUCAAACAUUAAAAGAGGGAAAAAACCUCUACCAUAUCCUAUUAAUGAUGAUGUGAUCAGUAUCAUUAUCACCUCCUCUACCAACGGCAAUACUACAACUAACAAUGAAAGUAUUGCGCCUACCAUUUAUGCAAGUACCGGCUUAGUAAAUGAUGAGCAUCCGGAUGCAAGCAACAGUGCAAACGAAAACGAAUUUGAGUAUAGUUCUGAAGCGGCAAAUGAAAAUGAAGAUGAUUUCCCUGAAGGGUUUGAACCUGUACUUGGUCCUUUGAAUCAAUCCUCUCAUAAUCCAUUAGUCGAACCAGUAAAUCCUCGUUGGGAACGCCGGCGUCGAUAUCAAGCACCAAACUUUCAUUUUGAUACUUUGCAACAACUAAAUAUAGCUUCCUCCUUGGUUAACGUUCAUCCACCAGAACAGGAUCUGGUAGGAUUCAUCUCUCACGAGGGAAUUACACCCAGUUUGCAAAGAUCGGUUUCACAACAAAGUAACGAGACAAUAUACGUAGAUGCUCCUCCUAUUGGAAGAGCCGAAGCAGUAGCAUGUAUUUUAGAACGAACUGGAAGCAAGGCUCAAAAUAGUCGAAGGAGUCAUAGAUUGCGAGAAAUGCGGCAACAACAGAAUCCAACAACGCAAGCUAUUUUACCAGUUACAGAAGUCUCAGAAGAAACUCCAGAAGUGCCGCAAGGUUUGGAAAGAGGGGAGCAUCAACAGCGUGAAGAAUAUGUUACAUCAUCAACUUCGGUACCACUGUUGCGACGUGGUGCCAGCUUUGCCACAGUGCGGACAAGUUUAUCCAACUUUCAUCAGCAAAAUACAAAUUUUGCUUCUACGAGUUCCCACAACUUUCAACCAGAACCAUCGCCAGAAAUGCGUGCUAGUCAAACAAGAGAUGCAAUAAUUGCAAGGUUGAACCAACGCAUCGAUCCUUCGCAAUACCCUGCACCUGAUUCUUUGGUAAUUGAAGAGCCUCCUCCAUUAGAUGAGUAUGCAUAUACAGACUCUUCCGAUAUUGGUGAUACCGAAGUGACGCCUCCAUAUCGUGAAAAACUCCACAAAACAGUUGACCUUGUAUCUUUUGAUCCUCGAUAUAACAUUCCCGUACUUCGAGUUAAUAAAAGACUCGUAAAGACACCAAAGAAUCUUCGCCAAACUAUCCGCAAACUUAAUAAGAUGGGCAUAGUUCCAGAUGAAAUUGAUCUUUGGGAGAUCAACAAAGUGGACGAUGUGGAUUUUUAUCAAAUGUUGCCAACGUUAUUAACCGAAGCGCACUCAAGACAUGAUGCCCGUGAAGCCAUUGCUAAUGCAAGGGCUGUUAUUCGCGCACAAAGAGAGGACAGACGUGCCGAGUACGAGUUGGAGAUUCAACGUGCAUUGGCAAUUUCUAUAGAAGAGCAAUCACAGCGUCAGUUGUUUCGUGGAUUUAGAUACAAUGGUCCAUUAAGAGAGGAGAGAGAAGAAGAAGAUGCGGAGGGGGAGGGGUUGCAAAAUGGUGCUGAAAACAAUCUAUCACAAAUCCAUUCUCUUGAUCAGUCGACAGAUGAGUUUGUAAACGUUGAUGAUGCAUUAAGUGCAUGGCAGCAGCAGCAGCAGCAGCAACAACAACAACAGCAACAACCAUUGUCUCAGCAGCAACAGCAACAACAACAACCAUUGUCUCAGCAGCAACUACAUUCACAUUCAAGUCUGCACCUGCGCCAUACCAGAUCAAGAGUGGGAACAAUACCUCGUUCUUUUAAUUACUUACAUCCGGCACAUACCAACUCUUCAGCAUCAUCAUACAUGACAGCUUAUUGA
Molecule: messenger RNA, 2424 nt
Organism: Lodderomyces elongisporus
Lineage: Eukaryota; Fungi; Ascomycota; Pichiomycetes; Serinales; Debaryomycetaceae
Exons: 2
Coding region: 1-2424 (807 amino acids)
Biological process (GO): multivesicular body sorting pathway
Source: RefSeq, a predicted model, not a curated record